Molecule: messenger RNA, 5510 nt
Organism: Trichoplusia ni (cabbage looper)
Lineage: Eukaryota; Metazoa; Arthropoda; Insecta; Lepidoptera; Noctuidae
Gene: ClC-c
Product: H(+)/Cl(-) exchange transporter 3
Exons: 19
Coding region: 467-3055 (862 amino acids)
Biological process (GO): transmembrane transport; chloride transport
Cellular component (GO): Golgi apparatus; synaptic vesicle; membrane
Molecular function (GO): voltage-gated chloride channel activity
Source: RefSeq, a predicted model, not a curated record
UCAGUCGUCUUCCUUCAUUCAAGUUCAUUCUUUCAAAGUCAAUGUAGAAAAUUAUGAUCAAUUUUUGGUUCACGAUUUUCAGUUUGUGUAUUUCAAGUCAUGUUUCGUAUUAUGUUAUAGAUCUAAAAUAAUUAUUAAUACGUUAAUUGCAUCCUGUCGAUAAACACUACGAUGUUUUCCUUUUAGGUUAGUUUAUGCACUUUCAUUUUGCAUUUGGUUAGAACAACUAACAUACGGCUGCUGUUGUUAUUGCGACUCAUUUGAUGAUUUUAAAGAGGCUAGUCAAUUUCCUGGCUAUCAAAAGAGUCUGGAACUCGUACGAUAUUGUUUAUACACUUAGUUAAUUCGCUGUGAGUGCAUAAAUCGUACGUUAAUAAUAUCGGGCGUGUAAUUUCCAAGUUUUUGUUUAUGUUUCGUAAUUCGUCGAAACUUUUUCAUAUCCAGAUUUUAAGUUGGGGAUGUGAUCAUGGAACGUUUUCCUCUGAAGUCAUCUGCUCCUAAAAUGGGUACUACCUAUCAGUCCGUCUACAAAAAGGGUGGCAGCGCGAGCAAUGGGCGGGGUGCUCACUCGGCGAGCGAGGAUGACAUGGUAGACAUCACGGCGGGCCUGAACCAGGCGGCCGGCGCCAGCGUCAACACUACGCCCACCAGCCACGGGACUUUCCAGCUUUACGAGCAUAGCGGCAGGAACUCCACCGCCAGUGCCAACUCCUACAUCGCUCAAUACUUCAGUUCGUCAGCCGGUAUGGACGCAGUAGAAUUAGAACAGGGGGACACGGAGCCCCUCGUCGCCGCCGAUGAUGUAGGGGACGCAGUUAUAUUUUCCGGAAUGUCUGGCGACGACGACAUCCCGGGAAUCGGCCAAUACGAUGACUUCCACACGAUCGACUGGCAGCGGGACAUCGCCCGCGACCGUAUGCGCCACCGAUACAUCGUCAAGAAACGACAGGACUCUCUAUGGGAUCUUAUAAAGGGAGCUCACGAUGCGUGGUCGGGCUGGGUGUGCGUGCUGCUGGUCGGUGUGUGCACUGGCAUUGUGGCCGGAGUCAUUGACAUCGGCGCCUCUUGGAUGACGGACCUCAAAUUCGGAAUCUGCCCUCAAGCUUUCUGGCUCAACCGCGAGCAGUGCUGCUGGUCAGAUACGGACACAACAUUUGAUACUGGCAAUUGUUCACAGUGGCUGACAUGGCCGCAAGUUCUGGGCGGCGCCCGCGAGGGUCCGGGAGCCUACAUUAUCAGCUACCUGUUCUACAUCGUGUGGGCGCUCGUAUUCGCCGCCCUCUCCGCGUCGCUCGUGCGGAUGUUCGCUCCAUACGCAUGCGGAUCAGGUAUACCUGAAAUCAAGACCAUAUUGAGCGGAUUCAUUAUACGAGGGUACCUUGGGAAAUGGACGCUCAUCAUCAAGGUCGUGGGUCUGAUCCUGUCGGUAUCGUCAGGACUCUCGCUUGGGAAGGAGGGACCGAUGGUACACAUUGCCAGCUGUCUCGGUAACAUCCUCUCGUACCUGUUCCCCAAGUAUGGGCGUAACGAAGCUAAGAAGCGUGAGAUAUUGUCAGCGGCCGCGGCUGCUGGUGUGUCCGUGGCUUUUGGCGCGCCCAUCGGUGGAGUGUUGUUCAGUUUGGAAGAGGUAUCAUACUACUUCCCCCUGAAGACGCUGUGGCGCUCGUUCUUCUGCGCACUGAUCGCCGCCUUCAUCUUGCGCUCCAUCAAUCCCUUCGGUAACGAGCACUCGGUGCUGUUCUUCGUGGAGUACAACAAGCCCUGGAUAUUCUUCGAGCUCAUACCAUUUGUCGGCCUCGGUAUUAUUGGGGGUUGCAUAGCUACGAUCUUCAUAAAGGCGAACAUCUACUGGUGCCGCUACCGCAAGUACUCGAAGCUGGGCCAGUACCCGGUGACGGAGGUGCUGGUGGUGACCCUGGUGACGGCCGUCAUCGCUUAUCCGAACCCCUACACGCGCAUGAACACCAGCGAGCUGAUCUACCUGCUGUUCAACCAGUGCGGCAUCUCCAACUCUGAUCCCGUCUGUGAUUACAACCGUAACUUCACGGACGUGAACUCUGCCAUCGAGAAGGCGGCGGCUGGCCCGGGCGUGUACCGCGCCAUCUGGCUGCUGGUGCUGGCGCUCGUGCUCAAGCUGGUCAUGACCAUCUUCACGUUCGGUAUCAAGGUGCCCUGCGGACUCUUCAUACCCAGUCUCGCGCUUGGAGCCAUCGCUGGCAGAAUUGUGGGCAUUGGUGUGGAACAACUGGCCUACAACUAUCCGAAGAUCUGGCUGUUCUCGGGCGAGUGUUCGACGGGCGACGACUGCAUCACGCCGGGACUGUAUGCUAUGGUCGGUGCCGCCGCCGUGCUGGGCGGGGUCACUAGGAUGACCGUGUCUCUGGUGGUGAUAAUGUUCGAGCUGACGGGCGGCGUGCGGUACAUCGUCCCUCUGAUGGCGGCCGCCAUGGCCUCCAAGUGGGUGGGCGACGCGCUCGGCCGGCAGGGCAUCUACGACGCGCACAUCGCGCUCAACGGGUACCCGUUCCUCGACAGCAAGGAUGAGUUCCAGCACACCUCGCUUGCCGCUGAUGUCAUGCAGCCCAAACGAAACGAAACGCUGGCGGUGAUCACGCAGGACUCGAUGACGGUAGAUGACGUGGAGACACUGCUGAAAGAGACGGAACACAACGGAUACCCGGUCGUGGUCUCCAAGGAGUCUCAGUACCUGGUCGGCUUCGUGCUGCGCCGGGACCUUAACCUGGCCAUAGCUAACGCUCGUCGCACGAUGGAGGGCAUCACGGGACAGACCGUGGUGAUAUUCGCGGGUACGACGCACCAGCAGCUGGCGCCGCCGCCCUGCCUUAUGCUGAACCGCAUCCUCGACAUGGCGCCCAUCACCGUCACGGACCAGACGCCCAUGGAGACUGUCGUCGAUAUGUUUCGCAAGCUCGGUCUGCGACAGACACUCGUCACGCACAAUGGGCGGCUGCUGGGCGUGAUCACCAAGAAGGACGUGCUGCGGCACGUGAAGCAGAUGGACAACGAGGACCCCAGCUCCGUGCUGUUCAACUGAGCCCGGCCGCGGCGGAGGUACGCCGGGCGGCGCAGACGACCUUAGCCUGCACGCAGAAACACCUACCCCCCAUAUACAUUCAACUGUGUUUAAGUGAUUCACAACGACUGUCUAACUGUUUGCUGGCACGCGGCUGCGUCAAGCGACUUUAUGUCAAACGACAUGUAUCGACGUGCACCUCAUUUUGUGUCUAUAUUAUUAGAAUAAUGCAACGCGUGCUGUAAUUGUCUCUAAUCACGAUCACGAGUGGGACGCGUCAUUUCGUAUAUAAGAUAUUUAUUUCCUCAUAUAAAUAAUGAACCAUACCUAUUUAGUAGUUGUAACAGGAUAACAGUGUCGCUAAACUGGUUAUUCGUCUGUAUAUUGAACUUGUCAGGUGUUCAGUGCCGCCCGAGGCCUUGGUUUGCAUCAAGCAUGUAUAUUGCGAAUGUUCUAUCCACAUUUUGUUUUAGUACAUAAUCCUAUAGCUUGACUAUUUGAUGAUGCAACAGAUUAUUUACAAUAAAUGUUUAUUUUUUGACAAAAAUAAUUUUAGUUUUUUAUAUAAAAUGUCACUAAGUUGUCUUUUCACUCACAUGCCAAUUUAACUUAGUGGCAUUAUCUAUGUUUAUGUUAAGUACCUUAUUAGCAAAACAUUAUUAAUCAAUUCUACUUUAAUUUUAUAGAAUUUAUUUUAUAUGAAUCAUGAUAAUGAAGUAUUUUAACCAUAAGCUAUGCGUAUUUGUUAUAUGAGUAAUGAACAAACAUGUUAGGUAAUACAAUGUAAUAAUUUAUUUUCUUGUUUUCUUAUAAUUUGAUAUUUUACGCAAUGUUCUAUGUAAAUAAUGUUUUGUAUACAAAGCAUAAUGUUUUAUCAACAUCUCAUUUUAAGUAGAGUUUUAGUUUCGGAUGUAUUGUGUUUUCGCAUGAUUAUGUAUAUUGUAUUGAGAUUGCCUAUUUCGCACUUGACAACGAGAAUAGAAGGUAGACUGAAGGUGUCGACUGUCGAGCAGUGCCAGCACUGAGCACUGGGCAGAGCGACGCCUGAUCUGUGCGCAUCGAGCAACACCCGCGCGUGUUGUCUGUCGGCGCCCGCGAUAACAUCUUGAUGUAUAUAUUGUAAAUACGAUCUUAAGUGAAUAUUAUAUUCUGCAACUAUUUAUUAAAUCAGCCACAUAUGCGCCCGUCUCUGUAUCACCAACGCUAUAUUAAAUAUAAUGUAUAUGUUGCACAUAACGUGUAUUGAGUAUUACUCGGUAGUAAAAAUAGUAAAUUAUAUUUGUAUAGUUUCACUUAAAUAGGGAUCAUGACGGUAACUUUGAACGCCUUUACAAUUCGAUUUAGACAUUGGUACAGGGAUGCAAUCUAUUUUAGAAAAUAAUGUGGACUUGUAUGCAACUGAUGUUAUAUAGUUCGAUGGAUACGAUUAAUGACGAAAUACUAUAUAGAAACAGCAACAAGCGCAGAGUUCGGUGCGCACCCCGCCGCCGCCGGCGCCGCCCCGCGGGCAGACUGUGUGCGGGGGAGCUCCAUAGAGGUCCUAUGUUUAAAAAAUGUACUGUUUAUAUGUGAUCUUUUAUACGAAAGGACUGAAAAUUUAAACAUUGUAAACAUAUAUUUGUAAAUAUCGCAUAAUUAACUAUACAUUGCGCCUAGCCAUUCGGCGCGCGCACCUUUUUAUAAUACAUUAUACAACUACGUCUUUAUUACACUUGUUAUAUUGGUGUGCAAUAUUGAACCCACAUUUAGUUCGCACAUUGGCUCUAGCUUAUAAAGAUUUCCUUAUAUAAAGGUAUCCAAGGUUUAUAAUCUGAUUGUAAGUGUUAUGCUCGAGUACCACAGAAAGUAAUGACGCACGGGUGAUAUCGUCGAUCUAUAUUAUUAUAUAAAUUAAGGCAUGUCAAUAUAUUGUUAUUUACUGUAUAUUAUUGUAUAUCUCAAAAGAUCACUUAUGAUCAUAAAAUAAAAUCAAAUCGAAACAAGAAAACUAAUUUAGAUGUAUAUCCAUAGGCGAAGAGUAUCCCCCAAUUCCGUCAAUGUUAUCCACUAUAAUCGUUGUUGUUCCUACAUGAUUAAAAUCUGGAUGUAUUUAAUUGUAGUUGUUAAAUUGUAAGCGUAACGUGGACAUCGUGACGAUGCUGACGGUCAUGUGGAGGUCAGUAGCGCUACAAGUAUGGAACUGUCAGAAUCGUUCUAAUACUUUAAGUUCACAGCUUGUUAUCUAUGUGCAUGAACACUGAGGUUGAAACAAAAUAAAAAAAGGAUUUCCAUAAAUUGGAAAGGGAGUAAAUGCAAUUCUGUGAACUAGAGGUAUUAGUGGUGUGUAAACCGUAACCUUACUCUUAUUACUAUGAUAUUUACUGAUACAUAUAUAAAAGUUAUUAUUGAAUAAAAUAGCGACGUGGUUUUCCCAAGCGUUUGUGUACAUCGUAUUUCAGUUUAGGAAAUUAUUAUAGAAAUAAAGAUUUUAAAAGUA